Messenger RNA from Cydia pomonella (codling moth), 357 nucleotides. RefSeq lists its product as uncharacterized. The record is from RefSeq and is a predicted model, not a curated record. NCBI's taxonomy places the organism in Eukaryota, Metazoa, Arthropoda, Insecta, Lepidoptera, Tortricidae. The transcript has a single exon. Bases 1 to 357 code for a protein of 118 amino acids.
AUGGAUGUCCACCGGGCUAACAUAGGGUUGUCCCAGCGGUUAGCAAACACGCUCAAGAUGCGAUUGGGACUGCCGCGCAGACGGGACAUGAGCGAGGCACACCUUUUCCUCAUUUGCGGCAAAGAAUUUCAAAUCAAGCAGGUGCACAUUAGAAAACAGAAAGUGUAUACAAGUGUGAAUAAAAUACAAGUAGCACAGAGAGCCAUGGAGCGCACCAUGCUCGGCAGUAAACUUCAAGACCGAGUGAGGAAUGUUGAGAUACAACACUGCACCAAAGUGCGAGACGUAGGUGAUGUCAUUACUAAGCAGAAAUGGAAUUGGGCGGGACAUGUGGCCAGGCAGAGCGUUGCAGAGUGA